UAUUUACCAGCAGGAGUAAUGAAACGGGGAGGGGGGCAUUUUCCGCAGCUUAUUGGUGAGACCGCAAAAGACUAGCACGCAGAGAGGACAGACACAAACUUUCGGACAGAGGACCAACACGUCAAUUAUGUGUUUUUGAAUGUGUCUUUAUCCUUUUAUUCAGUUUUUUUUGUCCAGCAGCCAAAACGAUACUUUGUCGCAGUUCGUUGGAAGUGAUUUACUGGGCAGUGGUGAAGGACACAUUUUGCGGAAUUGACGCUUUUACCUGUGUUUUCCCUCUAAACUUCACUUCAGAUAGGAAACACUGAGUUGAAUCCUAUUUACGCCAUAAAGUGAAGUAGCCAGAGUGUGUUCAGAGUUCAAUAAUGCCGGGGCCAACACACCACAACCGACUCCAUCGCUUCUGACCCAACAUGGAGCUCAAGGUCUGGGUGGAUGGAGUCCAGAGGGUCGUCUGUGGGGUCACUGAGGCAACCACCUGCCAAGAAGUAGUGAUUGCGCUGGCACAGGCCAUAGGUCGCACUGGGAGAUACACUCUGGUAGAAAAAUGGCGGGACACCGAGCGUCACUUGGCCCCUCACGAGAGCCCUGUGGCUUCUCUGAACACCUGGGGCCAGUAUGCUGGUGACGUCCAGCUAAUCCUGCAUCGCACAGGCCCCUCCCUGACUGAACGACCCCCCUCAGAAGGACCACCUCUCAGGGGGCCUGAACGUGGGCUGCAUCGGCAGAGCCUCCCUCCCCUUGCAAAGCUUCGUCAUCCCAACGAUCGCUCCCUCCGCCGCCGUGAACCACGCCGCAAAUCUCUGACGUUCACCGGUGCACCCAGAGGCCUUAGGGAGAUACUGGGCGGAGGCCGCGUCGGCGAGGCCGAGGCUAAACGAAGACUCCUUCAUGGAAACGGUGGGAAUCCCCACCAUGCAGGGCCAGCCAUCGCGACUGCAUCGCCUGGCCUUUGGGCCUGUCGCAUGGAAGAGCUGGUCAGACUGGUCGGUCUACAGAGAGAGACUCUCAAUGUGCUGGAGAAAAAGCUGGAGGCCUAUGAGGCUGAGCUCCAGGCCUGGGCUGAAGGGCGAGGGGGCCGAGGUGGAGGUUGCGUUGUGGACCCAGGUGGAGGAGGAGGGCUGAUAGAGGAGAUCGUGAGGCUGGAGAAGCAUCUGAGAAAGAACGAUGUGGAGAUGGAGGAGGAGGAGUUUUGGGCCACUGAGCUGCAGAUUGAGCUAGAGAGUGAGAGACAGCUGGAGGAAAGACUGCAGGAGCUAAGAGGACGCCUGCAGGGCUGUGAAGUGGAGAUUGAAGAAAAGCUGGCAAUGGUACAGAGCGUAGAGGCAGGCCUGGAAGAGGAGCGGCUGCAGAGGGAGCGACAGGAGACCCAAUGGAUCAGUGAGGCUGAGGUUCGGGCUCAGGUGCUCAGGGUCAAAGCAGAACUGAAAGCCCAGGAGAGACAGGCUGUCCAGCUGGAGAGCAGCUGCAGAGCUGUGGACAGGUCACUUGGACAAAACAGCAAGAAAGUUCAGGACAUGCAGCACGAGCUGGAACAGCUGACCAAGGAGCUGAGGCAGGUUAACCUCCAGCAGUUCAUCAAGCAGACCGGCACCAAAGUCACAGUGCUGCCGGCCGAACCCACUGAGGAUGAAAGUACUCACAACAGUCAUGGUUUAGUCUCAGAUUUAGUUCCCCUGUCUGGCUCCCUGAAGCGCCCUGUGUCGUCGCACACAAUGUCAAGUCACCUCCGGCUCCUGCACAGCCCCCUCACUUCUGGCCUGAACCCAGGGGGGAUCUAUGUGUGAGGCGGCUCUGCACGGAAAGAGGACACGUCUGGUCUGCCUUCCAGAGCCUGUUCACCCCAGAACCCAUUUGUAAGUGGAUAUCUUUGUACAGGAUACCUCAGUAGCACACUACUAUGCACUGUUGCCUCAAUUACCCGAAAGGCAACCUCGAGUGUGAAGACUCAAAUAGUGAAGGAACUGUGUUAAUCUUGAAAUGAAAGUCACGGAGCACUUGGUGGGACUGAAAGGUGAGUUCAAAGGCAUGAUGGAAAUAAAACCCACGGCAGCAGCGCCAUAGGUCAUGGUGCACAGUCUCUGAAGAUGUUAGGACUUUCUAAACAUCAGGCUGUUUUGGACUUCCUUUGUAAACAUAUCCACUUAAUGAACUUUUACUCUCACUUUAGUACCUGCUGAAUGAUUUGUAUUGUUUUCUCACUAGCAUCAUGAUUCAAAUUGAUUGCCUUUUGAACAGUAUUCUUGAGAUCUUGGUAUGUGAAUCUAUGAACUAUACUAUAUCUAUAAAUGUAAUUUCUGCAGUGAACACAUUUUUACCCAGUAUAAUGACUGGUUCUUAUAGAAGUAAUGAAGGAUCCACUUGUGUCUAUAGUAUACCUGUCUAGAAUCUAUCGUUUAGCAUAUCAGAAUUUAUUCCUGUAGCUCUGACUCUGUUCAUGUUAAAACUAUGCACAAAUGGUUAAUAGUUUUGUUAUUGUCUGGUAUGUACCAAAAUGUUGGCUUACUGUAAAUGUUUUCUUACUUUUCAGCUUUAUUUUAGUGAAUUGUUAUAUUUUAAUACAAAGCGGUGCAUUCACAGUUACAAAAAUGCAGUGCCCUCAUUCCUGCAGUAAUAUCUGCAUAAUGAAACGGUGUUAAUAGCCCUUUUAAGCUGAUUUUUGUUGUUAAAAUGACCACACAGUAUAUUUUUGCCAAAUGUAUUAUGCUCGUUUUUCCUGUAAGGAUCGGUGGCCAAAGAUUAGCAGGUCUUGUUGCAUGAUUGUGUCGUUAAUAUAGCCAUAUCUGGAUGUGCAAAACACCCACAGUACAGUAAAUCAGUUAGUCGUAUCGAAAAAUGGGGGCGUGUAAAUAAUACAAUGGAUAGCUCCAGUAUGUACGAGAGUGUGAGUGAGUCAGUGAUUUAAAGAGACGUGUGUGUGUGCAGAGUCAGAAUAGCUACGAAGCCUCUUUUCGGUUGUAGUUCAGCUGCUAUUCACAUCAAAGUGCCUUAUGUUCAUUCCACGGUUGGUGUAUUCAAAUAAUGUACAGUAAAGCUUUAGUAGAGACAUUGAAGCAAUGGCCAUAGUCAGUGUAGAUCAGGUGUUGCUAGAUGUAUUGGUACCCCAUUGUUGCACGGAUAGAAAUGGCAAUAGAACAGCAUCAAAGAGGAAACUAUAAUUGUUUUAUCUGUCAGUAUUAUGUAGAGAUGUCAAUAGAAAGAACAUUAUUGAUAGUGUGUUCCACUCUGCCACUGUAUUAGUGUCCCCAUGCUGUAAAAUGCAUUUAAUCUGAUUUAUUUCAUCAU
This is a messenger RNA of Sander lucioperca (pikeperch), 3285 nucleotides long. RefSeq names its product ras association domain-containing protein 8 (gene rassf8a). Gene Ontology annotation, biological process: signal transduction. The record is from RefSeq and is a predicted model, not a curated record. Lineage: Eukaryota; Metazoa; Chordata; Actinopteri; Perciformes; Percidae. The coding region runs from base 414 to 1787 and encodes 457 amino acids. The transcript is spliced from 6 exons.